This is a messenger RNA of Octodon degus (degu), 1720 nucleotides long. RefSeq names its product zinc finger protein 354A. The record is from RefSeq and is a predicted model, not a curated record. The transcript has 2 exons. NCBI's taxonomy places the organism in Eukaryota, Metazoa, Chordata, Mammalia, Rodentia, Octodontidae. The annotation marks the transcript as partial.
UGAAUAGGAUUCCUCUUUACCAAACCAAGGGUGAUCUCCCUGUUGCAGCAAGGAGAAGAUCCCUGGAAAGGAGAGAAAAAAAUCCCUGGAAUUCUCGGAUGGAAGAACAGUCAUAAAACUACCAAGUCAACUCAAACACAAGACUCUUCAUUUCAGGGACUGAUAAUGAAAAAACUCAAGAUGAAUGGACCCUGGGACUUGAAAUCAGAAAAACUUCGUAUGUAUCAAGAUAAAUUUGCGAAGAAGUCAAAUGAAAAGGAAAGUUUUCAGAUAGUUUCAGUUACCCACAAAAAAAUCUUGACUACAGAAAGAAGCCAUAAGAGUACUGAAUCCAGCCAAAAUUGUAGCCAAAAAUCAGUUGUUCCCAGAGAAUGUGAAAAGCAAGGAAACAUUUUUAAACAGAACUCAAAUUUACCUACUCAACCAAAAAUGACAGCAGAGAAACGCUAUCAAUGUAGUAUGUGUGACAAAACCUUCAUUAACACUUCUUCCCUUCGUAAACAUGAGAAAAACCAUAGUGGAGAAAAAUUAUUUAAAUGUAAGGAAUGUUCAAAAGCAUUUAGCCAAAGUUCAGCUCUUAUUCAACAUCAAAUAAUUCAUACUGGAGAGAAACCCUACAUAUGUAAAGAAUGUGGGAAGGCCUUCACUCUCAGUACAUCCCUUUAUAAACAUUUAAGAACUCACACUGUAGAGAAAUCCUAUCGGUGUAAGGAAUGUGGUAAAGCCUUCAGCCGAAGGUCAGGCCUUUUUAUACAUCAGAAAAUCCAUGCUGGAGAAAGCUCUUACAAAUAUAAUCCAGGUAGGAAGGCAUCUAAUUACAGUACAUCGCUUCCUGGUCAAAGAAUCUAUUCUAGAAAAAAGUCUUAUUUAUGUAAUGAAUGUGGUAACAAUUUUAAGUCUAGCUCAUCUCUUCGUUAUCACCAGAGAAUUCACACUGGAGAGAAACCUUUCAAAUGCAGUGAAUGUGGGAGAGCCUUCAGUCAGAGUGCAUCACUCAUUCAACAUGAAAGAAUUCACACUGGAGAAAAGCCCUAUAGGUGUAAUGAAUGCGGAAAAGGCUUUACUUCUAUCUCACGACUCAACAGACAUCGAAUAAUUCAUACUGGAGAGAAGUUUUAUAAUUGUAAUGAAUGUGGCAAAGCCUUAAGUUCCCAUUCAACUCUUAUUAUUCAUGAAAGAAUUCAUACUGGUGAGAAACCGUGUAAAUGUAAGGUGUGUGGGAAAGCCUUCAGGCAAAGUUCAGCUCUCAUUCAACAUCAGAGAAUGCAUACUGGUGAAAGACCCUAUAAGUGUAAUGAGUGUGGAAAAACAUUCAGAUGUAACUCAUCCCUUAGUAAUCAUCAAAGAAUUCAUACUGGAGAGAAACCUUAUCGAUGUGAGGAAUGUGGGAUGUCAUUUGGCCAAAGUUCAGCUCUUAUUCAACAUCGAAGAAUUCAUACAGGAGAGAAACCCUUUAAAUGUAAUACAUGUGGGAAAACUUUUAGACAGAGUUCCUCACGUAUUGCACAUCAGAGAAUCCAUACAGGAGAAAAGCCCUAUGAGUGUAACACAUGUGGAAAACUUUUCAACCACAGGUCAUCCCUUACUAAUCAUUAUAAAAUUCAUAUGGAAGAUGACCCCUAGAAAAUAGAUUUGCAUGUGUAAAAGCCUGAAACCAAAGUUAAUCAUCGAAUACACAUUUGGAUACACAUAUAACAUAAUGGAUAGGCAAAAAAAAAAA